AGGAGAGGCGAGAGAGGAGAGGGAUCCGGUCGGAAGGUUCCGAGAGAUGGGAGUCCCGGCGUUCUACAGGUGGCUGGCGGACCGGUACCCACAGACGAUGUCGGACGCAGAGGAGGAGCCAGUGGAGCUCGAUCCCGGGGCCUUCGUCCCCGUCGACCCCCGCCGCCCCAACCCCAAUGGCCUCCAGGCCUCCUUCGUCGCGCUGGCCGAUCAGCUCUGUCGCCUCCACCUCGGGCAGAUGCAGCCCAUGCCCAUGGCGUGCCUCGCCUCCUCGGACGAGAAGCUCCGCCCCCUCCAUGUCGGGCAGACGCAGGCGCAGGUCGUGCCGGCUCCCCCGGUGCUGCCCACCUCCCCGGCCGAGAAGCACGCGGCGAUGCCGAAGAGCAUCUCCAUCAGCUCCAAAGGCUACCUGAAGCAUCGCGUGAUGAAGCCGGUGAACGUCGGCUCGCAGCAGCGCGUGUUCGUGGGCAUGGACGGCACGAAGGAGGAGGAGCACAAGAGCGGAAGCGAUGGCGGGGAGAAGGGCGGUCAGGUCGCCACAGCUCCCGGCGGGCUGAAGUUCCAGGUGGCAGGAUAUGUUCAGCAGUACGCCAGAGGAUUGACAUUUCUAUCAGUGAGAGGUGCCGGUCAUCUUGUUCCGUCCUUCCAGCCUGAGAGAGCGCUGCAUCUCGCCGUACAUGAAGGCUUGAACAUGAUUCCUAACUUCCUGAAACCGAGGUUAUCCAUAGCAGCCUUCCUCUGGGUGUUAGGCUCCACAUCGUCGUCGGCCGCUGCAGAUUAUGAAUUGACAGACCAUGAUUUAUGUGCUCAUAUAGCAAUAGAAACAUCUUCAGGAAAAGAAUUGUUGGUGACGACAAAUGGAAGUUCUGUCUUAGAAAAUCAAUUGAUGUGCCUCCUAGAUGAAAAGGGAUGGGUGAUCAUCAGUGCAUAUAUAUGUUGUUUAAAGGACCAAGUACAUGUUUAG
Molecule: messenger RNA, 964 nt
Organism: Hordeum vulgare subsp. vulgare (domesticated barley)
Lineage: Eukaryota; Viridiplantae; Streptophyta; Magnoliopsida; Poales; Poaceae
Exons: 6
Coding region: 47-964 (305 amino acids)
Biological process (GO): proteolysis
Molecular function (GO): serine-type carboxypeptidase activity
Source: RefSeq, a predicted model, not a curated record